AUGAACGCCAUCAACGCCACGAACGCGCCUCGAACGCGCCCCGAACGCGCCCCUCUGACCUCUUCUUGGAUCCAUCGUCUGCGACAGCACAGCCAGGACGCCUGCAAACGCUUCAUCACGGUUUCGAACACCAUGCUACGACAGGACUUCAACCGCAUCGACCCCAAGCGGCGAAACGUGGUCGACCACCGGAAAAAGCAGUUCGCCGUGCCCCAGUACAAGGAGGCCGAGUACCCUUACCGACUCAACUUUUACACCGACGCGCCCACCGAGGAUAUUACGCUCGAGCAGUUUGAGCAAUGGGCCAUCGACCGGCUGCGGGUCCUGGCCGAGCUGGAGGCAUGCUCGUUUCGCAAUCGAUCGCCAGCCGAGACCGCCGACCACAUAAAGCCCCUCCUGGACAAGUACCUGCCCCUGGAUACGAACAGCUCGUCCAAGGCGCGGCUGCGGGCGCAGCGGCAAAAGGACCACUACAGCCACUUUAUCCUGCGGCUGGCGUUUUCGUCGACGGCGGAUCUGCGCCGGCGGUUCACGCGCGUGGAAACCAUGCUGUUCCGCAUGCGCUUCAACAGCGACGACCUGGCCGAACGGUCGGCGUUUGUGUCGAGCCUCGAUCUGGACUGGUGGGAGGCCGUGACGGAUGACGAGAAGAGAGACUACGCCGAGGAGCUGGCCGCCAUGGGCGGCGGCAGGAAGUUUGCGACCGAGGACGACCUGUGGUUCAAGGUGGACUGGGAGAGGGUGCCUGAUCUGGUCGAGGGGAGGAGGGUGUUUGUCAAGCGCGGCAAGGCCUUUGUCCCGGGGAGGGAGCAGUCGAGCAUGGUAGUGGCGGAGUUUUCGUCGCGCCUGGAGAAGCAGCUCGAGCUGACGGCCCGGGCACUGCCUCGGCUGGACGAAGACGACCGCCUGACGCCGAUCCUCAACCACCUGUCCAAGAGCUUCAUCACGCCCGACGCGGCGUACUCGUCGGCGUCGUCGUCGUCGGCGCCGGCCGGCGCGCGCACGACGGCGGCCAACGUGGACAAGCUGUCGCAGCACUUCCCGGCGUGCAUGGCGCACCUCCACCGGUCGCUGCGGCGCGACGCGCACCUCAAGCACUACGGGCGGCUGCAGUACACGCUCUUCCUCAAGGGCAUCGGGCUCAGCCUGGAGGAGUGCCUGGUCUUCUGGCGCGGCUCCUUCAGCCGGCUGACGGACGACCAGUUCAACAGGGAGUACCGGUACAACGUGCGCCACGCGUACGGCGACGUGGGCGGCGACGCGAACCGCCGCGGCGGGGGGUACGGCCCGCUCAGCUGCCAGAGGAUCCUGACGGAGCACCCGCCGGGGCCGGGGGAGGCGCACGGCUGCCCCUACCGGCACUUUGGCCUGGAGAACCUGACGGCGCUGGUGCAGGCGAUGGGGGUGUCGGACCGGGGGGUGCUGCAGGGCGUCAGGGAGGACAAGGACACGCAAAAGUACCACAUGGCGUGCAACCGCGUCUUUGAGCACCUCCACAAGGCCGAGAUCAAAAAGGCCAAGGACGAGGGCGCCAUGACGUCGAACCAGCUCGAGACCAUUGUCCACCCGAACGAGUAUUUCAAGCGAGGCUACCUGCUCAAGAACCUGGGCAAGGACGCUGACGUCCGGAUGGAGGAGUAG
Messenger RNA from Ustilaginoidea virens, 1641 nucleotides. RefSeq lists its product as uncharacterized. Gene Ontology annotation, biological process: DNA replication, synthesis of primer. Gene Ontology annotation, cellular component: alpha DNA polymerase:primase complex. The record is from RefSeq and is a predicted model, not a curated record. The coding region runs from base 1 to 1641 and encodes 546 amino acids. The transcript is spliced from 4 exons. NCBI's taxonomy places the organism in Eukaryota, Fungi, Ascomycota, Sordariomycetes, Hypocreales, Clavicipitaceae.